Messenger RNA from Cloeon dipterum, 928 nucleotides. RefSeq lists its product as uncharacterized. The transcript has 7 exons. The coding region runs from base 42 to 785 and encodes 247 amino acids. Lineage: Eukaryota; Metazoa; Arthropoda; Insecta; Ephemeroptera; Baetidae. The record is from RefSeq and is a predicted model, not a curated record.
CGUCACAUAGUGAGUUUUCGUAUUGCUGUGCGUUGUUCAUCAUGCAUCUGCCUCUGCUCCUCAGUGUGUUGGCUGUGCUGUGCGCAGUUUGCUCCAGCCAGAAGCCCACAACUACUAAGAAGGCGACAACAACUAAGACUCCGAAACCGACCAAGCCACCACCAAUUGACUGCCGUCUACCAAGGGACUAUACGCUGAAUUCCAAUUCAUGCUUCGAACCAAAGCUGAAUUCGAUCUUUGGUGAUAAUGGCGACGGUUCCUUCGAUGCUGCCUUGAAGGAAUGCGGUGGAAAUGACGAGACCGUGUAUCUUUUGUCAUAUUUCAGGUUAAAUGAGUACGUCGAUUCAAAAAACAGCCUGAACCUGAACAAUACUGCUCUUGACAAAAAACUUGCGACUCAAGAGAAAAUAUUAUUUUGCAUCUUUCAAGCAUUGGGAAUAGUGGAUGCGAAGAAAAAGUUUAUUGAUGAUGAGGCAGGAGCCUCGACAGCAAUAUCCAUGAAUAUAGUGAAGCAUCCUUACUGGUACUCGAUUUGGAAAUGCCUGCACAAACUUUGCAAAAAACUCAUUUACAUCUACGUGUCAUGGAACAUUCAAAUUGUCGUCUACAUUCGCUGUUACAUUUACUACAUGUACAUGGAUUAUAUUGCAUGGCCGGUUUUGAGCGGCAAACCCAUUCCGGAGGGACUCACAUGGGAUAAUACUCCGACCUGCAACAAAACACUGUCAGAAAUGUACACGUGCAACAAAGCGUCGCCAUUCAACAAGAUCUUUCCAAGUGAAUAAAUAUUUUGAAGAAGGACAUCAUAUAUAUGGCAUCAGCUGGAUAAUGUGUGUUUUUUGCGAUGGCUUAAUGCAAAUUAAUGUUUGAGUGUAUGCACCUAUCUUGGAAUGUCCAAAUGCCAGUUUGCUCGACUUCAAUAAAAUUG